AUGAAAUUCACCCAGGCGGAUUGGGAACAGCAUGUUGCGAACAAUCACGUGCCGUACCGCCGUGAUUGUGCAGUUUGCGUGCACGGUGCCGGAAACGGCCGCCGCCACCACGGUGUAGUUCACCCGGAUGUGUAUUGCAUGUCAGCCGACAUUGCGGGGCCCAUCCGUGUGAAGGGCAAAGACCCAGAAAGCCGCAACCACCGACCAGCCACGUUCAAGUACUUCCUCGCUGUGUCGUACCGCUUCCCACGGCUCAAAGGAGUGAAGGAGGAGUCAGACCCCAGCCAAACCGAGGGGUUUGAUGAUGCAGCACUCCUCCCGGGAGGGACGGAUGACCUUGCAGAUGAGGCCUUUCCCGCAGCAGAAGGCCCCCCGCACGAGGAUUACGAGGACUCCCUGUACGAGCCAAGUUUAGCGGAAGAAGAGGAGGAGGCGGAAGGUGAAGGAGUUGAAGGGCCGAGGGAGUUUGCAGCCAAAGUUGCCGAGGAGCAUCCCUGGGAGUCAGCCAGGUGUGAACUCGAAACACCGCCUGACAUGGCGAGGGUUCGCGGCAAGCGGUCUGCUGGUGUGAGACUUGACGACGUCUUUGCACUUGACCCGCCGCCUCCCUUGCCGCCGCCAGCAGAAGCUCCACACCCGGAAGGGCCUGUGUCACCGGUUGAGGAGGAGUCUGCCCGUGUAGCGCGCUUGAGUCUGCAAGACCUUGAAGGUUUAGCUACGGAGCUUAUCGAGGACGACUGGGACCUUGAUGAAGCGUUGUGGGUGUUAGCCGAAGUGUGCAGAGCAGCGCCCCAGCUGCAACACAAAGCUGGGUUGUACCGUCACGGAGGUGUCGUAGGAGUUUUAGGGGGUACCACAGAUAAGCCUUGGCUGACAGAGCUUAUGAAUAUGGUGCUUUCCGCAGUUGCACCCACAGCUGAGUACACCUCGCUUUGGUUGUCUAACUCCACUGUUCAACCCGUGCACGCCGACCACCACAACCUGCAGGGAUCCACAAAUGUAGUCAUCCCUUUGAAGCUCCCGCCUAACGGAGGGGAUUUGUGGAUAGAACUCAAGCCUGGUGACCUAGUCAGUGGCCUUGUAGAGGAGCGGGUCGACGGCAAAGGCAGGCGCUGGUUAGGGACAACUCACAAGUUAGAGCGCGGUAAGCCCUUCUUCCUAGACCCUACUCGCCGCCACGCCACCACUCCCUGGAAGGGUGAGAGAGCAGUCCUUGUCGGCUACACUGUCAACACGUUAGGCAAAGAGCUCGAGCACGAGUUUCAAAGCCUUGAAGCUUUAGGUUUUCCACUCCCAGCGUCGGUACGUUUACCGCUGACUGAGCAGCAAGACGUGAGACGUCUAGACGCGUUUGACUGCUUCGAAGAAGAGCCCCUUCAGGAGACAACGGCACGUCACCCUGACGGGAAGACUUCUGAGUUAGCACCUGGGACUGUGCUUAAGGGCGGAGGUUGGAAAGAAACCCAAGCCGUAGAAGCAGGUACUGUAGAGCUGGAGGUGUCGUGGAACCUGAAACACUCGCCGGACCAAAGGCGAACCCAGUCUGAGCACGCCCUGCUGGCUUGCCAACCAGACACCGAGACACAGGUUGAGGAGGAGGAGAGCUUAAGCGAAGACUCCUUGCCGGAACAACCAGUGCUGUGGGAGUUGUGGGUUCCACACCCGCAGACAGGUGAGCAGCUGUGUGUUCUCAGGUCUGACGAUUCGGACGCGAGUGAAGCUUGUGCCCUUUGCAAGUCUGAGCCGGUUUACACUACCAACGUAGAGCUGUUGCUUGACGGGUUGCAAGAACCACUGCAGGUAGUUCACACUGUAGACCCUCGGGAUGCAGAGCAAUGCAUCGAGAAGUGGAUGCCGUCCAUUCACAAAGAGAUCGGUGUCAUUGAGAAGGCUGUGCGGCGACUGCCCCCUGCAGAGGUCCGUUCGGGAGGUGACGCUGCCCUCGCUACCCGGAAGGGUCAAGCUUACCACAAACGCAAGGCUCGCUUGGUCGCUUGUGGCAACCACGCCUACAGUGAAACUCAAGCUGUGGGCACUGGGACCGUGGCGCAGCAAGACCUGCAGCUGAGUGCCUUCGCUGUCUUGCUCGCCUUCUUUCAGGUCGUAGGUGCUGCCAGCCAGACAACGGACGAGGAAGAAGACUUGUCUCUCCCCGUGUCGCUUGAUGCAGAUUUGAUGUUGGCAGUAUCCAUCAUCUGCAUUGGUAUCUGCUUCAUUGCAGUGUGGGAGUUCUUCAAGUGGUGCCUUCCAGGCGUCAUCUCCCGCCGAGAGGCAGGGACACCCGUGUUGUCUCUGAGCCCCCGCAAGGCGCGCAAGUUACAGCGCCUUCGAGAUCAAACUGCGCAGGCCAUCCAGGCCGAGAUCUCUGCACGUGAGGAGGCAGCAAGCUCGCAGUCUGUGGAGCACCAACGCGCUACUUUGCAACACCCGAAGGGUUUGUUGAGUUCGAAGUGUGCCAGCAGUGCCACGGGAGCGCUGCAGACCACACCCAGCACAGCACAGGGUAGGAACUACUCCACCCUUGCGGGUUGGAUCUCUCAGUGA
Messenger RNA from Symbiodinium sp. CCMP2592, 2544 nucleotides. NCBI's taxonomy places the organism in Eukaryota, Dinophyceae, Suessiales, Symbiodiniaceae. The record is from the annotation of a GenBank genome assembly.